This is a messenger RNA of Eucalyptus grandis, 1416 nucleotides long. Its product is annotated as transcription factor MYB41. The coding region runs from base 140 to 1222 and encodes 360 amino acids. The transcript has 3 exons. Lineage: Eukaryota; Viridiplantae; Streptophyta; Magnoliopsida; Myrtales; Myrtaceae. The record is from RefSeq and is a predicted model, not a curated record.
UAUCUCAGUCUCCUCCUCACAAAGAGUCAAAUCCGCUUUCCACGAAACUUUUUUCUUCCUUCGCUUAAAAGGGAGAACCCUUUUCAACGCCGGAUUCAACCCACGAAAAAGUGUGUGUUUGUUGCUUUGCCGUGUAGCGAUGGGAAGAGCGCCUUGCUGUGACAAGAAUGGGCUCAAGAAAGGGCCAUGGACGCCUGAGGAAGAUCUCAAGCUCAUCAACUAUAUUCAGGCUCAUGGACCUGGUAACUGGAGGACCCUUCCCAAGAACGCCGGGCUUCAAAGAUGUGGGAAGAGUUGUCGCCUUCGCUGGACUAACUAUCUGAGACCAGACAUCAAGAGAGGAAGGUUUUCUUUCGAGGAAGAAGAGACCAUCAUCCAACUGCACAGCAUCUUGGGCAAUAAGUGGUCGGCUAUAGCUGCUCGCUUGCCCGGGAGAACUGACAACGAGAUCAAGAACUACUGGAACACCCAUAUUAGGAAGAGGCUCCUCCGGAACGGGAUCGACCCAGUGACUCACGCACCUCGCCUCGAUCUUCUCGAUCUCUCCUCGCUUCUCAGCUCGUCUCUAUGCAACCCUCCUCUCAUCAACAUGGCUAACUUGUUGAAAACGCAAGCCCUGUUGAACCCAGAGCUCUUAAGGCUUGCUUCGACCAUAUUGUCGCUCAAAAAUGAAAACCCAGAUCUGCUCUCGCAAAAUAAUCUGCAGGAGAACCAAAUCUCUGAUCCGAAUGCUUUCCCAUUGUCCCACUCCAAUCAAUUUCAAGUUCAAGCUCAAUCUCAAGGUCAGCAAGUUCCAGCUUGCACCACUUCUACCCUUCCCUGUGGUCCACUUGUGGACCAAGCACAACUUGGACAGGCCAAUGUAGGAGAUUUCCCGUCAAACUUGCCGAGUAAUUUCAGCUGUUCAAACACCGGACAAAUUAUUGUGCCUCCAAUGGAAAGUCAAGAUUUGGUGUCACAGCCGCACUAUAUUCAGUGCAAUUCGAGUCCGGCUAUGCCUGCACCAUUGGAAAAGUUGUGUCACUUCCAACCAAACAAUGGCGACGACCAGAACUUCAGGUUCGACUCAAUCAUGUCGACUCCGUUGUCCAGUUCUACACCAUUGAAUUCAUCGUCCACAUUCGUGAAUAGCAGCUCCGAGGAGGAGAGAGAGAGCUACUGCAGCAGCUUCUUCAAGUUCGAGCUUCCAGAGAGUUUGGACAUUAACGACUUCAUGUGUUAAUGCCUUCCAAUUAUUACGGAGUGCAGAAUAAUGAAGUCGAUGAAGUAGGACCUCUUUUUGUGGCUUUUUUCUGUUUUUAAUUCUUCAUUACCCUUUUUUUGGUGAGGUUUUGGUUGUAUCUUCGCUGGCUGUCAAUAUAUGGAAUUCUUUGUAUGCUUGUGCAGAGAAUAAGACUUUUAUCAUCUUUCAGAGAA